Messenger RNA from Cuscuta europaea, 2201 nucleotides. NCBI's taxonomy places the organism in Eukaryota, Viridiplantae, Streptophyta, Magnoliopsida, Solanales, Convolvulaceae. The record is from the annotation of a GenBank genome assembly.
GUUAGAUUGUAAAACAAAUAGUUCGAAUUUUAGUUAAUUGGUAAACUAGUUAAUUUGAAAUUAAUUGCUUAAUUGUUAUUCGAAUUUAAUAUUUUUUAUAUUUUUAAUAUGGAGCGUAGUAGAGCUUCUGUAGAUAUGGGUAACCUCCGCCGCAACCGAACAAAGGAGAUUGUGAGGAAUCAUUCAAGGUCACGCAAAGGUAAGAGAAGGCCGAGGUCUUCAUCUCAAACCCGAGAUGAUUUUGAUGCGGAUUACAACCAAAGAUAUGGGGAUGCGAUGUCCGAUGAGCAACUAGAACAACUAUUGCAACAAAAUCAAUGGUUUUUUUCAUCAACAAGACAUCCCGCAAACCAUUGACGAAGAAGAGCUUGAGGAGGAUGAUGCAGAGGAGAGGGAUCCGCGAACGGUUGAGGACGAGGUUCAUGGCACACCGGAUGAUGAAGAAGAGGAAGCGGAAGUGGCUACUUCUUCCCAAGCCGGUGGGAAAUCUGAAUCUGUCUUUAAGGGUACAGGAGCGCCACAAUGCAUCUUAAGGCCAAGUACCCGGCGGAAUAUGUGAAAUCGGACAAAGGUAAGGGAAGACAAACACAAAUUUCAAGGUUUGCAACUGGCCAACCCUUUGAUAAUUUCUCCUAUGAUGAUCAAAGACAUUUGACUGAUGGAGCGUGGUAGACAUUCUGUAGAUGUGGGUAAUCUCCAACGCAAUCGCAAGAGGGAGAUUGCACCGACUCGAUCUACUUCAUGCAAAGGCAAAGGUAAAGCGCGGGCCGAGUCUUCUUUUCAAAGUCGAGAUGAUUUUGAAACGGAUUACCAACGGCGAGAUGAUAUGAUGAUGUCCGACGAGCAACUACAACACCUAUUGUCCCAAAAUGAUCCACGUUUUGCACAAGAACAACAAUUCCCGACAACCAUCGAUGAAGAGGAGCUCGAGGAUGACGAUGCGGAGGAGGACACGGGGGGCGACGGGACUCCGGAUGAUGAGCAAGAGUUGGAGGACGAGGGCCGUUCAACGACUACAACCCAAAUUGGUAAGAAAUAUAAAUCUCCUAUUAUUGAAAACAAUUGUACAAUUAUACUUGAAACAUUUUUUAAAUUCAUCCUAAUUCUCAAUUGUACUUCUUAUUUGAAAUAAAUAUACUUGAAUUCGAAUAUAAUAUAUUGUAAUUGUAAUAAGAAUUAUUCUAAUAAUAUAAUAUAUAAUAUAUAAUAAUAAUAAAAAAAUUAAAAGGCCCGGCCCGUGAACCGGGCGGGUGACCCGAACCGAACCGGACCCGGGGUUAUCCGGGCCGGUUCCGGACCUGCCUUCCGUGAACCGAGGCCCGGCCGGUUCUAGGCCCGAACCGGGCCCGGCCCGAACCGAGUCCACCACUAGAUGCCGCUUACGUUAGUUAUUUUUGUGACUUCAUGAAACAUAAGUUUUUAAAAUAUUAUUCCUAUAUUCCGCAUAUAUAUAGUAUUGCAUUUAUUCUUGAUCCUCGUUUUAGACUUGCUGCUUUGGAGCAAUGUUUAGAUUACUAUUAUGCUUCUUUUUUUGGUCCAUUGCCUAUGUACGACGACAAGGCUAUAAUCCCGAAACAACAAUUUCAAGAGGUUAGUAAUUUAUUAUAUCAAUUAUUUAAUGAGUUUCAUGCACAAUAUGGUAACGCAUCCCCUCCCCCGCCACGAACAUCUUCUUCAUCUAAAGGAAAAUCAAUUUUGAAAUCUGCAUUUGGCAAUCUUAUGAAAAAAAGCAAAUCAACUCCGGUUAAUGAACAAAGCUCGAUCAACGAGCUUUCUUUGUAUCUAACAUUUCUUGUUGAGUAUGAAGAAGGGGAUGACUUUGACGUUUUUCAGUGGUGGAAGGAAAAAGAGAGAACGUUCCCGAUCUUAUCAAAGAUGGCUAAGCAAGUGCUAGCAAUACUCGUAUCAACAGUUGCUGUGGAACAAGAGUUUAGUGCGGCCGGCAACGUCCUAACGGAUUAUAGAACGAGAUUGAGCGCAAACUCUCUUGAGACGCCUGUUUGCUUCCACGAUUGGUUGAAGGCCAAACGUAGAACUCAAGAAAUUAGCAUUGAACCCACCCGCCACUUUAUGGAAGAAACAACUGAAGAUGACGGAAAUUCUGAUUGAUUAUUAUUUUUAAAAAAGUGUAUUUCAUGUUGUAAUUUUUGUUCAAUUUCUAAUUGUACUACAUGUUUCAAAUUAAUACAGUUUAAAUUUUU